Messenger RNA from Rotaria sp. Silwood1, 873 nucleotides. Lineage: Eukaryota; Metazoa; Rotifera; Eurotatoria; Philodinida; Philodinidae. The record is from the annotation of a GenBank genome assembly.
AUGACUUUAUUACAACACAAUCGACUUCGUUUUUUUAUUUUGGGUAUUAUAUUUAUUUUUAUGAUCAAAUUUAAUUUUAUGCAUCAUAAAGUACAAAAUAAAAAUAUUUUCAAAGGAACUAAAAAUUCAUGUAAUCUAUCAAUGAUUGAAAGUGAUCAAUUGAUAUGUGAAUCAGAUGAAAUAUGGCAAAAAAGACGUGCAUUUUAUUCAGAACAACAUGAUAGAAAUAUUUUAACAAUGAAUGAUUAUGAAAAUUAUUUUUAUAAAAAUUGGUUUCCAGAAUUUCAAUGUCCAAAUGAGACACGUCUUGGUGAGGGUGAUGGAGGCAAAUGGGCAUGUGAUAUAGAAUAUUUGAAAUCAAAGUCACCGUGUCUUAUAUAUUCAUUGGGUUCUGAUGGAGAUUUUCAAUUUGAAGAAACCGUACAUAAACGUUUACCCCAUUGUUCUAUUCAUACGAUUGAUAUGAGAUAUUUUGAAUGUCCAAAGAAUGUUUGUAAAUUUCAUCAAAUAAAAUUAGGUGAUGGUCAAAAUAAAACAACAACAUUACGUCAACUUAUGACUGAACUCAAUCAAACAAAUUUUGAAAUAGAUAUUCUUAAAGUUGAUAUUGAAUAUGGUGAAUAUAUAUUAUUUCAUAAGUUUUUUUCGAAUAAUAUUCUUAAUCAAUCUUUUAAACCUGUUUAUAUUCGACAAAUUCUUAUUGAGGUUCAUCUUGAUCGUGACCGAAUAAUUGAAACGAAUGCUUUAUUUUAUUUAUUCAAUUCUCAAAAUUAUGUUAUUUAUCAUCGAGAACUUAAUCCAGGUUUUCCAUAUUAUGCUUGUGAAUAUGGUCUUCUUAAAUUAAAUAGGAAAUUUUUUCGAGGACAUUUUUAA